GCUUUAAAAGCAGAAUAGCCGACCAACGAAGAUGAACAACCAAACGGAUUGAAGAAAAAGGGCGUUACAGCGAUUUGCGAUUCCUGGAUCAAUCGAUCAACCGUGACAGAACAAUAAGAAGGUGAAAUUCAAUAUGCGGUAACGUGGAAUAAGGAUCCUGUAGUAUUUGAUUUGCUUACUCUGACCAGUGUAUAAGGUACUGAAGAUACCACAAGAUUUGGCUGUUUUCUUGGUAAGUAUACUACAAUAAGUGAUACAAGUGACCGUUCAUGGGUUACUUUUGUCUGUGUGACAUACUGACAUGCUAUUCUUGCAUUAUUAUUUAUUUAGCAAAUAUUCCCAAAGCCUUCAGUUUAGAGAUACUUUUUCACACAAUUAUUUAUUUAGCCUUGCUUUUGCAUUGUAGUAGAUCCCCGCGCCCAUCAAAAGGGAACAAUUUUGUUGCAUUGUGUCAUGUUUUAUACGCUAUGACAUCAUAAAGUUGAGGCCCUUUUCACCAUUAUUCAGGGAUCUGCCAUGUGGCUUCUGAUAUAAAAAGUUCGUGAUUUGCACAAUUCCAUUUUAAUGAUGUAGUGUUAGUUGCUUUCUAUUUUCUAUUUACAGAGAGUCUAGAGUGCUAUUUUACAAAUGGGAUGUUACAAAAAAAAAAUUGAAGCUGUGUUUUAAGCUGACAUCUACUGUCAAAAUUGAAUUCUUAUUAGUAUUAAAUAAGUAGGAUUGUAGGGUAUGUUGCUGCAUUAGUUUUUCUUUGACAUCAUAGACCAUUGCAAAAUUAAUGGUUUUAGUGUUAGUAACAGUUUGAACUCACAUCACCAGUGCACCUAAAUGGCAACUUUAAAACAAAGCACGCGAGAAGAGGCAAAUAACAAUCAUGCUCUUCUCCGUAAGGAAUGGGAUGAAGCUUCAUGCCCGAUAUGCAUGGAUCACCCACACAAUGCUGUCCUUCUGCUUUGUAGUUCUCAUGAUAAAGGGUGUAGAUCUUACCUUUGUGACACAAGUUAUAGGCACUCAAACUGUCUUGACCGUUUCAAGAAAGUCCCUGAAGAAACUUUUCAUUUGCCCCCAUCUCCACCAACAUCAGAAUUAAACCAGAGCCUCAGAUGUCCUUUAUGUCGGGGGGAUGUGUUUGGGUGGAAAGUCAUGGAAGAAGCUAGAGACCACCUCAAUUUGAAGCUUAGAAAUUGUUCUCGUGAUUCAUGCACGUUUGUAGGCAACUAUAAGGAAUUGCGGCUUCAUGCCAGGAGGGCCCACCCCACAGUCCGUCCAACUGAGGUUGACCCAUUAAGACAAAGAGCUUGGAGAAGCCUUGAAGAACAGAGAGAGUAUGAUGACAUCAUCAGUGCUGUUAGAACGGCUAUGCCAGGGGCUAUGGUCUUUGGGGACUAUGUGAUAGAGAAUGUUGGAGGAAAUAGGGUUUCUAGUUCAACCGGUAAUAAUAGGGAUAGGGGGGCUGGAUUGAUGAGUACAUUUUUUCUCUUUCAGAUGUUUGGAUCAAUGGGCUCAAUGCCUGAUCUGAGAAGGGGUGAUGGGGGGUCAGGGGAUUUGUCGAGGCAUCGUCGUUCGAAUAAUGGACCUUUUUCAAGGCGUCGCUCUCUUUGGGGUGAGAAUCUUUUAGGACUUCAAGAUGAAGAGAGAAACAGGGAAGAUAAUGAUGACUCUAACGUGAUGAGUGAUGGGGCUCCCUCUGAUAGGAGGAGGAGAAGGAGGCGUAGGUUUAUUUGAUCUUUCAAUGUCAAAUGAAGAUCGCCAGCAGCAUUAAACGGUGGUCAUUCUGGUAGUGUAAUCUCAUGGAUCAUGAGUUUAGAACCCGUUUUGGUAUGGCUUGAAAUAGAUAAAUUGAAACUGUUUAAGGAUGUUUUUACUUGGACUGUAAUUCCUCCCAGACCGGUUCAGAUCAGACUAGACUUGGAUAGUUAUAAAAAUACAAAGAAAUCAGACCAGUUCAGACCAUACCAGACCAGCAAAUUACAGUCCAAGUAAAAACAUCAUAAAUUGUCCUGAAUCGGUUGAGUCAUUUUUAAAAUAAGGUUUAAGUAUGUUUUUAAUCUUUGCAAUAUAUUACAUUUUGUUUUACGUCUCUUUUUAGUUUUUCAUCCCUGAAAUUUAGGUUAGUUUUCUUUUUAGUCCAUCACCAACUAUAACAACCUUUGUGUACUUUAACAUGUUACUAAAAAGUAUUUCAUUUUAUUUUUAGAAUGUUUUUAGUACAUAUUUUUAAUGUGAAUAAUUACUUUUACAUUUUUUAACUUUCAUUUUAGUCUAAAAAAAUAUACAAAUUAUAAAAGGAUAAAUGUAAAAGUCUUUCGUAGAUUUAUUCAAUCAACAUAUAUUUUUUGUAAAUAGAAUUGUUUUAGAAUUAGAGAUGGACUAGAAAUAAAAUAGUUCAUAUUACAGGGAUAAAAAUAUAUUUAGCGGACGCUUAAAACAAAGUGGGUCUUAUUUGUAGGGAUUAUAAAUGUAUUUAAAUCUAAAAAAUAAAAGAAGUGUUAAUUUUAGCCAACCAAACGGGUUCUUAGCAUCUCUUAUGUUAUUAUAUUGGAUGUUGCGGUUAGACUUAAAUCAAAUUCUUCUAUUGUCCCGCCAAUGUGCAGAGACCCCUCAGAACCAUAAACUUGAUGCAACUCAUUCCCUGAGUUUUCAGCAAAGGACAGAUUUGUUUGGAAAUGGACAAUAAUUGAGGGUGCUGGUGAUUUAUUUUCCAUUUGUGAUCCAUCUUAAACUGCAACAUUUGUAUAUACUCGUUUGUUUUUCCUGUAAUCAUUCUAUGUACAAGUGUAAUACUGUUGUUCACUCAUACAAUCGUAUGUGUUAUCUAUUGAAACUUAUCCAUUGAAACUUUAGUGUGGUUCUAUUUUUGCAUGUGCU
This is a messenger RNA of Cuscuta europaea, 2865 nucleotides long. Lineage: Eukaryota; Viridiplantae; Streptophyta; Magnoliopsida; Solanales; Convolvulaceae. The record is from the annotation of a GenBank genome assembly.